AUGAUGAAAUGCCACGCUCUUCAAGUUCCAGAUACGCAAUGGAAUUUCUGUCCCUCCGCAGCCGCGUCCAUAUUAUUCAUGGUGCUCUUCGCCAUCACAACCAUCAUCCACCUCAUCCAAGCUAUCCACUACCGCUCCGCAUACUGCUGGGUCAUCAUAAUGUCGGCCUUCUGGCAGGUCUUCACCUACAUAUUCCGCACCGUCAGCAUCUACAACCCAGCCAGCUUUGACUACUACGCCACAUGGUUCGUGGUCAUCCUUGUAGCGCCGUUGUGGACCAAUGCGUUUGCCUACAUGGUAUUUGGGCGUAUGGUAUGGUGCUAUACACCUAAUGGGCGAUUGUAUGGUCUGAAGGCCUGGCAGUUCGGAUUCGUUUUUGUUAUCCUCGAUAUAAUAGCGUUCAUUGUGCAAGUUUAUGGUGCGGCCCAGGCUGCGACUGGGAAAGAUAAGACGUUGCAAGAGAAGCUAGAUGCCUUGCACAUAUACAUGGGCGGAGUAGGGAUCCAGCUGUUUUUUAUUCUCCUCUUCACUGUCUUUGGGAUCCGUCUUUUCCGCCAACUCCAGAAGUCGAACGACGACAUUAAUGCUGGCACGCAGAAGAGACCUGUAAUGAUGCUAUUUUACGCAUUGUUCCUUGCACUGGCUCUCAUAGUGCUACGUAUUGUUUUCCGCCUUGUAGAAUACUCUGAAGGCCUUGACAGCACGAUACCACGACACGAAGCCUACCAAUAUGCGCUGGACUCUCUGCCCAUGCUGAUUGCACUGGUAGUAUUUAAUGUUGUUCAUCCGGGGCGCGUCAUGGGUAGAGAGGAGACCAUGCCAAAGUUUUGGCAGAGGAACAAAGGAAACGCUAAGGUGCGGUUACGCGAUGUACCUCGAGUCACGCCCUCCGAGGAUAACUGA
Molecule: messenger RNA, 903 nt
Organism: Fusarium fujikuroi IMI 58289
Lineage: Eukaryota; Fungi; Ascomycota; Sordariomycetes; Hypocreales; Nectriaceae
Product: related to RTA1-involved in 7-aminocholesterol resistance
Exons: 2
Coding region: 1-903 (300 amino acids)
Cellular component (GO): membrane
Source: RefSeq, a predicted model, not a curated record